AAACUUAAUUGUUACAUUAUCAAAAGUAAACAAGACACUUAAAUAUUUUAUUUUAAUACAAAAAAAUAAAUCAACCUUCUGUUAUAUUGGUUAUUGACCCCUAUUUUAAAUCAAUAAAUGACAGCUGUUGUCUUUUAUAUAAAAACUAUCAACAAAAACAAGUUGACAUUACAGUGACUUAGUGUGUGUGUGUGUGUAAGUGUGUAAUAUAAUAUUACAGAGAUUGGAGCAAUCAUUGAAACUCUAUCUAUCAUUAAAUAAUAAAAAAUAAACCUUGACAGCUUCAUGUGAAAGUAUCUGGAGCAAAAUAAGUGUUACUUCUCAUUAAUAAUAAUUUAUUUAUUGAUAAUUGUUCAUCAUGUCAGCACCAAUAGCUUAUUUAACAAGAAGAGAAUCAAUCUCUUCAUGCCACAGACUUCACAGUCCACACUUGAGUGAAGAAGAGAACAAAAAAACAUAUGGUAAAUGCAAUAAUUAUUGGGGCCAUGGACACAACUACACUGUUGAAGUUACUGUUCGUGGUCCAGUUGAUUCAAAAACAGGAAUGGUUAUUAACAUAGCUGAUUUAAAAAUUUACAUGCAUAAAGUUUUAAUGGAACAAUUGGAUCAUAAAAAUCUUGAUAAAGAUGUUGAAUAUUUUAAGAGUGUUGUAUCAACAACUGAAAAUGUUGCAAUAUAUAUUUUUAAUGAAUUAAAAAAAUUAAUGGAUAAGCCAUCGUUACUUUAUGAGGUCAAAAUUUGGGAAACUGAAAAAAAUAUUGUUAUUUAUCGAGGUGAAUAAAUAAAUAACUCCGGUAUUUUAAUUUUUAUAUAUAUUUUUAUAUUAUUAUUAAUCAAAUAAUAUUGUAUUUUAUUUAAAUUGUUGAAAUAUUUACAACAAAUAAAGGUAAAACUUGAAUGGAGAAA
Molecule: messenger RNA, 906 nt
Organism: Aphidius gifuensis
Lineage: Eukaryota; Metazoa; Arthropoda; Insecta; Hymenoptera; Braconidae
Product: 6-pyruvoyl tetrahydrobiopterin synthase-like
Exons: 3
Coding region: 359-781 (140 amino acids)
Biological process (GO): tetrahydrobiopterin biosynthetic process
Cellular component (GO): mitochondrion
Molecular function (GO): 6-pyruvoyltetrahydropterin synthase activity
Source: RefSeq, a predicted model, not a curated record